AUGUCGUCCACGUCGUCGGCCCUCCCCGGCCGUCAAUCCCACGCUCGGACGAGCUCGCACUCGCUGCUCACAGGCGCUCUCAACGCCAACCACAGAGUGACUCGACGCAAGUCUGUCACAAACCCGAAUGCGAACGUUACCGCGAUCGCUGCUGCUCUUAGGGAGAGUGAGCGUUCAAACGCCUUGCCCAUCAACAGCGGCCGCCGAAUGUCAAAGAGCGCUGCUGCUCGUGCUGCCAUCGCCGGUAGCCUUCCCUCCCCGCCUGCUAGCCUCCCGAACCACAAGUCGAUACCCGAGACGAAGCAAGAACUCAAUGGUAGCGCCAUUGACGAUGAAAUGAACGAUGGCUCAGCUGAUGAGGGAACUGCCAAGUUCCAAAAGGCUCGUCAACGCCGUGCAAGCGACGGCCAGCCUCUCAAGGAGGGCAAGAAGAGCAACAGGGUUGAGGUUCGCUGUGACAAGUGUGGUAAAGGCUACAAGCAUAGCAGCUGCUUGACUAAGCACUUGUGGGAACACACACCUGAGUGGGCAUUGACUUCCAAGUUGCUCAUUUCAAAGCAUCAACAAGUCCAGCUGCUUGAAGCUGCUUCGGUUCUUGUAACCAUGAACGGCAUUGAGGGCAACGCUGCCACUCCUCCUGAGUCUACAAAGGACUUUCAGAGUGAGGCCGGGUCAUCAUCGCCUGCUACCUCUAGAUACUCUGACCCUGAGGAGCGACAGAGCUCUGCCGACACUACACCACCUCCGCUUACCGAAGGUGUCAGCGUCAACGGCACCUCCUACCGCAACAAGCGCUACAGCAACGGGUACGCUAGAAGCUACCAGUCAGCUGCAUCGUUUGGAGCUGGUAGUGUGCCAUAUGGCUCAGGCUUUGGCCACUACCGCCAGCCUAGCAAUGAUCACCACCGUCCCAGUUCUUCCGGUCGCAAUGCCACGGGAGAGGACGAUAGAGAUCUGGCUGCUGCAGUUGAGCUCCUCAGCUGCAGCUUUGGUAGCAACAACGGAUCCCGUCCUGCUAUGACUCCUGCAGAUGCGCCUCCCGUUCCCCCACUGCCGGCUCAGUACCUGGAUCAAGCGACGUCACUAUCGACAGCGAGCUUCAUCAACAGCUUUCCACGUCGACAGCCCGAGAGUUUUACUCGCGGUGACAUGAGACGUCCUAGCGUGGACGUUCGAAUGGAUGGUAGCGGCGAUUCUGUUAUGGACGAUGACGAUUUCGAGAUGCGUUCGCGCGGUCGAAGUGAGGAUGAUGACGAUGGUGUUUUUGGUCGCAUGGAGGAAUGA
Messenger RNA from Fusarium poae, 1284 nucleotides. RefSeq lists its product as uncharacterized. The coding region runs from base 1 to 1284 and encodes 427 amino acids. The record is from RefSeq and is a predicted model, not a curated record. The transcript is spliced from 2 exons. Lineage: Eukaryota; Fungi; Ascomycota; Sordariomycetes; Hypocreales; Nectriaceae.